Ruditapes philippinarum (Manila clam) is the source of this 3574-nucleotide messenger RNA. Its product is annotated as glutamate receptor ionotropic, kainate glr-3-like. Bases 90 to 2684 code for a protein of 864 amino acids. Gene Ontology annotation, biological process: monoatomic ion transport. The transcript is spliced from 17 exons. Gene Ontology annotation, cellular component: membrane. Gene Ontology annotation, molecular function: glutamate-gated receptor activity. NCBI's taxonomy places the organism in Eukaryota, Metazoa, Mollusca, Bivalvia, Venerida, Veneridae. The record is from RefSeq and is a predicted model, not a curated record.
UGUUUUCAGAUAAUUGGUAGUGUUCCCUAGAGCGUUGUCUUUUUCUAUCCUCAUCUUAAAAGUAGUUCGGAAUUUAUAAAAAAACAAGAAUGAGUGAAACGAAGAAAUGCAUAUUUUUGGGAUUUAUAUCUAUUUUAUGUCACGUGGUAGCAGAUGAUAGGAGCAAUAUUACAAUAGGAAUUAUUGCGACUGGAACUAACACCGUUGAGACAGAAAUAUUGUCCAGGAAUGGGCAGCAAUUCGUGAUUGUCAAGCACCUUGUUGAUACGAGAGAAAUGUUCUACAUUUUAAGAUCAGUUAAACUAUUGGACGCAGAUCCAAAUGUUGAUAUAAUUCUAGUCAUGCAUUACGACGUGAACCUUCUGAAAGCACCACAAAUCCUGCAGACAAGUCACAAAAAGCUGGUUAAGCUUGGAGUCAUGACUCCAAGGGAUAAUAAGAUUUCAAGGUUACCAUCAGAGAGAAUGGGGUCAUUUACCUGUAGCUCAAAUUCUGAGUUCAUCAAUAAUCUGAUAGGGACAGCACACUGUUUGAAAUCAACCAAUUCUACGCUUCAAAAUGGGGACGACGUGUUGAUAAGCAUGCCUGAACUACCCGUUGUUCGUUCAAUGAUAAAAGCAUUGAAGUGGCGUUCAAUUGCAAUAUUUUACGAAACUUCUACAGAAUGGCAAAUGUCUAAGUUAGUGGACGGCUUAUCAAAAGACGGGGUCCUCAUUGCCCUAUACAAUAUAGAUCAUGUUUCCAAUAUGCAAAAGGUUUUACAAGAGCUGUACCAAACACAUGUUGAAAACAACAAAGAUAUAGAAAUUGUUAUCGUGUGUCGAUUAAGCAAUACAAAACAUAUUCUUAAAGCAGCUUAUAAUUUUGAUCCAUUCAAUAAUCAAAAGACGUUACUGAAAAUGUUCUCAAGGUGGCUGGUUGUCUUGUACGGUUAUGAUAAAGAUGCUUUAAAGAUAUUCCAACAGAAUGCAUUUGAUAUUGACAACAUUGCCGUUGUAGCUGUCCCUAGACCUCAUACUAUAGACAUGCAGGCUUUGUCUAAAGGUAUCGACUGUACUUCAUUGGAGGUUUUUAAAGAAACCAUCGGAUCGGAUCCUGUUAAUUUCAAAACGGUGUUUGUCAAACGACUCGAAGAGAAUGCAAAGUCCUGGAAUCCCACCAACUAUUGUAAAGGCUACUAUAUUGAAACAUUGCUUUGGAGGGCAAAAAGCAGGGAAUUAAGUCCAGUAGGACAUGCUGAUUUCAAUGGAAAUGUUGUAUUGAACUCGGAAAUAUUUCCAAAUAUAAAAUAUGGUUAUAACAAGAGAUGGUUUUUGAUUUCCACACUUGAGUAUUCGCCAUUCGUUAUAAAGAGAAAAGAGAAUAAUACGUACAUUUAUGAGGGAUUCUGCCUAGAUUUAAUACAAGAGUUGGCGAACAAACUUAAUUUCACGUAUAACCUAACGGAACCGGCAGAUGGAAAAUGGGGAGGUAUAACAAACCGGGUCAACCUAACUUUUAAUGGCCUUGUUGGUCAACUACAAAGAGAGGAAGUUGAUAUUGUUGCUGCGCCAAUUUCUAUCCAGGCAGAAAGAGAUCCGGCCAUGGACUUUAGUUAUCCAUAUUAUUAUGAAUAUACAACAGUUCUAGUGAAGAAGCCAGAUGUAAAUUCUAUAAAAUGGCGAACAUUGAUAGACCCUUUCAAAUUUGAAGUUCUUUUAACAAUAGGAGCGUCUCUGUUGGUAGUGACAGUUCUGGUAUUUCUCCUUGAGAGAUAUAAUCCAUUUUACACUAUACCGGAGUAUGCCGAGGAAAGAGUAAAGAACGGUGGUCUUCAUACAUGGCAUAGUUCAUUUUGGUAUGUCUUCGGAGCAUUGUUAUGCCAAGGCGGCGUACAUUUACCGGAAUCAACAGCUGGACGGACAUUGAUCAGCUGUUGGUGGUUGACAUGUAUUAUAAUAGUAGGGACGUAUUGUGGAAACCUUAUUGCCUUUCUAACUGUUACAAAGGAGAAACCUCCGUUCAAUUCCUUGCAAGAAAUGAAUGACCUUAAGGACACAUACAAAUGGGGGACCCUUGGUGGAACUGCUUGGGAGACGACUUUUCCAAACUCAAGUAACAAGGCUUUCAGGGCAAUGGGGGAAGCGUUUAUCAAGUUCAAUAAAACCGACCCCACGAUACUGCAUACAAGUCCUUCAUUUCAUGUAGAAAGAGUGAAAAAGGGAAAAUAUGCAUGGAUAGGUGAUAAAACAACUAUGGAAAUAGCAAUGGCGACAGAAUGCAGUCUUGUGGCGAUCAAAGAAGAAUUUAUGCCGCUUAUUUACGUAUUUGGUUUUAAAAAUAAGUCACCACAUGCCGCAAUAUUCUCCGAGCAAAUGAUCAAGAUACAUGAGAGCGGCUUGUUAGAAAUAUGGAAACGGAAGUGGUGGCCAAAGUCUAGUUUUUGUGCGGGUAAUUCCCUGCCCGAGGCUAAACCCAUAUCUCUGAUGGACGUACAGAGUGCCUUCUACGUGUGUGUCAUUGGCAUAUUUGUUGGGCUGUUGACCUUUAUAAUUGAAAUCAUUGUGCACAGAUGUAAAUCGUGUAGUAAGAAAACGGGAGUACAGGAACCUCCACAAGCUUAUGAUUCCAAUAGAAACAAGAACAUUGUACCAUUUCAUCGUAUGAAUUUUGAUAUGUUGAACACAAAACAAACACGUUUAUGAAGUGCUUGUGCUUUUUACAAGUAAUCGCGCAUGCGUGAAUUUUAUUGCGCAUGCGUGGAUUAAAUUAUAUUUUAUAAGUGCAUUUUUGAUUGCUCAACUAUGGCAUCAGAAUAAUUAAGUCUUAAAAAAAAUAUCUAACUUGAAAUGUAUUUGAAUGAAUCACGUCAAUAUUGGGACAAUGGAUUUAACAUUCAACAUUCAUGGAACUGAAACGCUUCAUAACAUUCUUUGUAUAUUUUAAUAAAUACAUUUUUGACGCUGAAUUAAUAUUUCAGUAUUUCUUUGAUUCGGAAAUGAAUUUCAGUUUCAAAUUGACAAAGGUGUCCAACCUUGUAGAUCGUUGUUGUCAAAUACAUGUAUAAUAAUCAUUCGUUCAUUUAUUCAUGCAUUCAUUCAUUUAUUCAUUCAUUCAUUCAUUCAUUCAUUCAUUCAUUCAUUCAUUCAUUCAUGUUAACAUUUUUACAUUUCAAUACAUAACGUUACCUAAGAUUUAAAAUAAAUGAGAAGGAAUGUUGUAUGUUAGUUUUGCAUGUUAGUUUUGGCGUCAUGUUAACGUUGCCUUUGCAUUGUUGAUCUUUUUUUUUAAUUUUUUUUUUAGAAUACACACUAAUAAAAGUACUUCACUUUACCCUGUCUAAAACUUUUUGCUAAGUGCUGGAUUGUUUCUAGACGUUAGACUGACCAAAUGCAUCGUUGAUUAAAAAACUCCUUGAGUAUUUUUGUUAUUGCUCAACGAUGAUUCUUAUUAUUUGUAAUCUGUAGAUACAGUUAAAAAUGUUUAUGAACCUACAGGGGAUCGGAAUAAUAUCCAAUAUGCUUGUUUUACUAUUUUAUGUAAAUAAUUUUAAUGAGUUCUCUAACAUAAUAUGAAAAAGAUAUGUUAUUUACUA